This is a messenger RNA of Actinia tenebrosa (Australian red waratah sea anemone), 2586 nucleotides long. RefSeq names its product acid-sensing ion channel 3-like. The record is from RefSeq and is a predicted model, not a curated record. Lineage: Eukaryota; Metazoa; Cnidaria; Anthozoa; Actiniaria; Actiniidae. Gene Ontology annotation, biological process: sodium ion transmembrane transport. Gene Ontology annotation, cellular component: plasma membrane. Gene Ontology annotation, molecular function: ligand-gated sodium channel activity.
UAACAGAGUAGUGUGCGGGUUUGUUUGUCGUAGUCGAACUGGUGAUCCUGGUGAUCAAGAAGAUAGAAAAUCCUCGAGGAAUUUGAAAAUAUUAUAGAAGCGAAUUAGUAAUGACUGGUGUAAUUUGUUGAAAUCACCGGCGGAUUUUACUGGUGGUGGUGCUUUCAUUCCUUCUUAUAAACACCAAGAUACUCAAGAAAUCUGAAGAGAACUCAUCCAGCACAAGUUAAACAGCAUGGAAAUGAACGAGACAAAGCCUGCAGACACCCAAGACACGGAAACAAACCGAAUGCCAAAUAAAGAUAAAACCCCAAGAGAAUUAUGGGAAGAACUGGGUUCCUACUCUACGCUCCAUGGUUUCCAGUUUACCUUCAAGAAAUUUUCCAAGAUUCGGAGAGCAUUGUGGAUACUCUUGUUGGUAGGAUCCGGGGUUUUUCUUGGCAAUCAAAUUCACACCGGCUUGAAGAAGGUUGCAGCUUAUCAAAUCUUUGUUCGACAUCACAACGAAUUUAGAGACGUGCUUGAUUUCCCUGCCGUCAGCAUCUGCAACAAUAAUAUGAUGCGGAGAAGCCGAAUCAACGGUACAUUUGCUCAGCGGUACUUAGACGUGCUUGGAGGGCAACCGAGCAGCGCCUGGCCUGAUCUUGAAAGUGGUUUGAAUUAUUCUUUAAACAUUGAAGAAGCUGUUGUUCAAUAUGGUCAGAAUCUGACGGAAAUGCUUUMAGACGAUAAGUGUAGAUGGAGUGGAAGUGUUUGUAAACCAUACCAGUUUACACCGUUCUUCGAGUACCAGUAUGGUCGCUGCUAUACGUUCAACUCUGGCAAAAAUAGCCAGAGUAUUUUGCAAYCUAGAAGAACAGGAAACACUUUUGGCCUGUUACUUAAGCUUGAUGUACAGCCCGAAGAGUAUUAUGGACUAUAUAGUCGAGAAGGGACUGGGUUUAGGGUCAUCGUUCAUGACCAGGAAGAACACCCGUCGAUGGAGAAAAGCGGUUCCUGGCAAAUCUCGCCUGGUAGUAGUGUAGAAAUGAGGAUUAAACGUAAAGAGCUAAGCAGCUUACCAGCUCCAUACCCCAAGUCCUGCAGGAAAGGAAAAGGUUAUUCACAGACUCGCUGCUUACACGAGUGCUACACAAACAUCCUACUAAGAACCUGCGGCUGUCAGAUGCUGGGGAUGCGGCUAAGUCAGUCAGAACCUAUUGACUCUCCUUGGUGUACGCCUUGGCAAAUAAUAAAUUGUGUUUCUGGCACUUAUAGCGCAGUAAACCAAAAGAGCUGUAACUGUACUGUCCAAUGUCAUCGAGUCAAGUACGACGUCCAGACAUCCUCCAUGUAUUUCCCUUCAUAUACCUUCUGGGAAUCUAUUGUUCAGAAGAACAACCUGAGCUCAGAUCCUAAGCGUAUGGCUGGAUACCAAGACUGGUUUAGGAAACGUUAUAUCAAGCUUAGUGUGUUUUAUGGAGAACUUGAAGCAGAGAUCAGUACAGAAGUUCCGGCCUACCAAUUGACAGAUUUAGCAAAUGAUCUUGGUGGCAGCAUGGGUCUGUUUCUUGGAUGCAGUGUGUUGACUAUAUUUGAGUUCAUAGACGUGUUGGUCUUGAUGUGUAUUGCUCACUGGAGAAAUAAGCGACAGGCAAAUUAUAGAGUAAACUGAUUUAGCAAACAAAGCGACGUGUAAAACUAAGGACGGCGCGCGCGCUGACGCUUCAAGAAUUUGCAACAUCCCCUGUGAUUGGUUAGGUUUAGGGGCGGGGUUGGGGAAAGGUCAUUGUUUUCUAUUGUUCUUCACAUGUGCGUCCUCCAAUAGGAUCACAUCCUGCAAAUUCGUGAAGGACGACCUGCGCUGACUAUAGUAAAAACGACCUUUGACAUCCGGACGCCACAUCUUCAUCUUCUUUAUUAGCAUAACUAAUACAACUGUAUUUUGGGAUUUUCCCAAAAUGGUAAGUCCACUACUUAUAAUACAAUGUUCUCAUCAAAGGUGAGGGUCAAACCGCCACAACUCGCGGAAGGAUCUACCAGAAAGAAUAUUAUUCGGGAGGACGAUGGGCAGCUUUCGCUGAUGUGGGCCUCCUUUCACUCUCACUACCACUACAUUUACUAUUUUAUAUAAACAACGCUCGAACCCCAAAAAAAUUGUGGUUUCGGUUUUUCUUGGAGGAUAUACACCUAAGUCCAAAAUGGCGUACGGUCGAGAGUGUUAUAUGAAAACGAGGAAUCCAGGGUCAUGUGCAAAGAAAUAAUAUGGUGUCAAUGCCAAGUAUACACUUGUUCACUCGUUCUGUCUUUCUUUCCUUCUUACAUUCAGGAACGCGACAAAGUUGUAGCAUCAAAUUAUAAGAAAACACUGUAAAUUUGUAAAUUUGUAAAUUCGGCCCUGGAUGCCUCGUUUUCAACCGGUCGUACGCCAUUUUGGAUUUAGGUGUAUGACGCAUGUAAAUCUGGAAAAGACGAAUGUAAAUACUUUGCCACAGGCAGCCCAAGCACUGAAAGUUUCAAUAUAAUUUAUAAGGCCAUUAUAGAAUGAGGAUUGUGGUGUAAAAGUACGUGUAAAAAGUUACAGUAAACUUUUCUUGCCUCCUAACA